Molecule: messenger RNA, 465 nt
Organism: Bombyx mandarina (wild silkworm)
Lineage: Eukaryota; Metazoa; Arthropoda; Insecta; Lepidoptera; Bombycidae
Source: RefSeq, a predicted model, not a curated record
AUGAAUGUAAUAUUAAGUUUUUUGUUAAUUUACUGUACGGGUUUCAGUGAUGGAUACAUUGUUGGGGCUGGAUUGAACGUACGUUUCGCUCAAAUGCUGUACACGGACACGAAAUACCAAGUACUACGCGAAGAGAUGAUCAAAGCCAACACCCGAAACCUGGUAUACCAUUGUCGCGCUGAUAAAACCGACUGCGACGCAGCCUUGGCCAAGAUGCGUUAUAAAGCUAGCAAGCACUUCUAUGCGCUCGCCAAGGCCGUGGUAGACUAUGUUAAGAAUAAACGCCAAGCACGGCCCACUGGAUAUGUUGGCACGGCGACGUUCUGCCAAGACAAUAUCUGUGUUCCGGACACCGAUCCACCGAUCGUGAUAGGAGGAUGUUACACGCUGGUCUCCUGCGGCGGAAACCAAACCUGGCACCUGGACCCCGUUGUCUACAAGAAAAAGAAAUCUAGAAUGUUUUAG